AUGAGAAGAACUUCACUCCUUUCAGCCCUUUUGUUGAACUCCUUCACAGCAGUUUUCUUUAUCUUCUUCACUGCAGUUUCCGUUUCCGGUCAAUGUCAAAGCCACCAGCAACGGUUGCUGCUCGGGUUGAAGAACACCCUCGAUUUUUCAUUAUCUGUAAAGUCGAAGAAUUGGAUUCAAGGCACGGAUUGUUGUUCUUGGGGUGGUAUAACCUGCGAUGGAAGUGGUCGGGUUAUCGUACUUGAGUUGAGUAACCAGUCGAUUUCUGGAGAAAGUGAUGGUUUGGAUUAUCUUUUCAAACUCCAGCAUCUUCAAUGGUUGAAUUUGGCUUAUAACAGGUUGAACUUCAGUUUUCCUUCUGGGUUUCACCAGUUUUUGAACUUGAGCUAUCUUAAUCUGUCGAAUGCUGGGUUCAAAGGGCAAAUAACAGCUGAGAUUUCAGGCUUGACAAGCUUGGUUGCUCUCGACUUAUCUGUAAAUUCAUUUCUUAUGCUACAGCCCUUGAAACUUGACAACCCGAACUUGAAGAUGCUUGUUCAAAACCUCACAAAGCUAAGAUCUUUGCAUCUUGAUGGGGUAAAAAUUUCAGCAAGGGGGAAUGAAUGGUGCAAGGGUUUAUCCCAAUUGACCAAUCUGGAAGUGUUGAGCUUGUCGAAUUGUAAACUCUCUGGACCGAUUGAUGAAUCCCUUGAAAACUUGAAGAAUCUCUCUGUUCUUCACUUGGAUAAUAACAACUUAUCUGCUGUGGUUCCAAACUUCCUUGCUCGGCUUUCGAAUUUGACUUCUUUGCGGCUCAGUUCUUGUAGUUUGCAUGGAUCAUUUCCAAGAGAGAUACUCCAGGUAAGGACGCUGCAGUCUCUUUAUUUACCUGACAAUGAGAGACUUCAUGGUUCUUUGCCUGAAUUUCACCAUGAUGGUUCUCUUAGGAACCUAGUGCUUAGCAGAACAAGCUUUUCUGGGUUGUUACCAGGGUCCAUGGACAAACUUGUGAACCUGACAACACUAGACCUUUCAUAUUGCAAUUUCAGUGGAGCAUUUCCGAGUUCAAUCUCCCAUCUCCACCAACUUGUUCACUUGGACCUGUCGUUCAAUAACUUCACUGGUGGAAUCCCACGUUUUGAUUUGUCCAAAAAUCUUGCCUAUUUUGAUCUCUCUCAUAAUAAACUGAGUGGCAAGAUUGAGUCAUUCAAGUGGGAAGGUCUGCAGAACCUUACUCAUAUUGUUUUAAGUCACAAUUCAUUUCGUGGGAGCAUUCCUUCCUCCCUUGUGGCACUCCCUUUGAUGAAGAAGGUUCAGCUUUCGAACAAUCUAUUUAGUGGUGGUUUUCCUGGUGUUCCUAAAGGAAGACAAUCUUUAUUGGAUACUCUUGAUCUCGGUUACAAUCAAUUGCAAGGGCGUAUACCUGCAUCUGUUUUCGAACUCAGUACGCUUAAUGUUCUGUUGCUUUCUACCAAUAAGUUCAAUGGAACUAUAUGGAUAGGAAGCAUUCAGAAGCUUGUGAAUCUCACGCAACUUGACCUUUCACACAACAACUUGUUUGUCGAUGCAACAGGGAGUUAUUCGACGAUAUCUCCCAAGAUUGCUAGAUUAAACCUUGCUUCCUGCAAACUAAAAGUGUUUCCCGAUCUAAAGAACCAAUCGAGAUUAGUCUUUCUGGAUCUCUCAGAAAACCAAAUUUCAGGUGAGGUACCCAAUUGGAUUUGGAAUGUCAAUGAUAACCUCCAGCAUUUGAACCUUUCACAUAAUCAGCUUGUGGGUCUGCAGAAACCUUACCAAAUGCCAAAUCUUUCAAUCCUUGACCUGCAUUCGAACAAGCUCAGCGGUAAUGUUCCAAUUCUGCCUACAUUUGCAAGCUAUCUGGACUAUUCAAAUAAUAGUUUUGCUUCUUCUUUACCAAAAAACAUCGGUAAAUAUCUUGCCUACACCGUGUUCUUUUCUCUCUCGAGCAAUGGCCUAACAGGUGUGAUUCCUAAAUCUAUAUGUGAUGCUAUUUACCUGCAAGUUCUUGACUUGUCCAACAACAAUCUUAGCGGUGAAAUACCAAAAUGUUUAUUUGGAAGGAAACUGAAUCUUGGGGUACUGAAUCUUGGGGGCAACAAUCUCAGUGGCAACAUUCCUGAUGCAUUUCCAAGUAAUUGUUCCAUAGAAACACUAGAUGUCAAUGGUAAUAUGCUCCGAGGGAAGAUUCCGAAAUCCCUUCCUAAGUGCAAAAGGCUUGAGGUGUUGAACCUAGGUAACAAUCACAUCAAUGACAUCUUCCCUUGCCAUUUGAAAAGCGUAGCCAGUUUGAGGAUUCUUGUUUUACGAUCGAAUGAAUUCCAUGGGGAAAUUGGUUGUCCGGCCAACAAGUACCCCUGGCCAAAGCUUCAGAUUGUGGACAUUGCAAGCAAUAGUUUUAAUGGAACACUACCAAGUAAAUGCUUCAAAACAUGGGAGGCAAUGACAGCUGAUGACGAUGAAGCUCGAUUAAAUGGUGGACAUCUUCAGUUUAGGGUUCUAAAACUCAGUGGACUUUAUUAUCAGAAUGGUAUUACAGUUAUCAACAAAGGUCUACCUAUGGAGUACGUAAAGAUCCUAACUGUCUUCACCUCCAUUGAUCUUUCGUGCAACAAAUUCGAAGGGCCAAUACCGAACGUGAUUGGAGAAUUCAAAGCACUGUAUGUUCUCAACUUGUCACACAAUGCUCUCACCGGGAAAAUCCCACCAGCUCUCGGUAAUCUGAAACAGCUGGAAUCCUUGGACCUCUCAAGUAAUAACCUGGAUGGCAGUAUUCCUCAACAGCUGGUGAACCUGAAUUUCCUUGCAGUGCUUAACCUCUCAUACAAUCAACUGCAGGGAAGUAUCCCAGCUGAAAAGCAAUUUUCAACUUUCAGUAAUGAUUCUUAUGUAGGUAAUAAGGGACUAUGCGGGAACCCAUUGACGAAAAAGUGCAACGAAGCUAACCACGGCCAAGUUUCAAGACCUGAUGCAGCAGAAAAAACUCGGAACGAUGAAUUCAAUUGGCAGUUCAUAUUCAUUGGAGUAGGAGUUGGAGUAGGAGCAGCUGUAUUUGUUGCACCCUUAAUGUUUUGGAAGACAGCAAGCAAAUGGAUCGAUGACAAUGUCGAUAACUUCCUGGCCGAAAUGCUUCCGAAGAUGGGGCUAAUUUACAUGCCGCCGCAUUAUGCCAAGGUUGAGGCAGACGAAAAUCUUGAAGAUGACGAGAAAGAACAUGAUGACGAAGACAACGAUGAAGAAGCUGAAGAAUUUCGAGGGAGAUAUUGUGUAUUUUGCUCCAAGCUUGACAACACCAGGAAGAAGGCAGUUCAUGAACUAAGUUGUCUUGAUCUUGAUUACGUGUUGCUGAAACUACCACCACCUACUCCAUGGGCUACUCCAACUGCUACUGCUGCUAUGGGUGAUGACACCUGGCCUAAUGUCAUUGUCGCUUUUGUCGCUACUACUGAUGUCGUCACUAUUGUCAAGAAGUACGAUAAAGAUAACAAGACGGUGCAAGGCCACUCCUAA
This is a messenger RNA of Hibiscus syriacus, 3507 nucleotides long. RefSeq names its product receptor-like protein 47. The transcript has 2 exons. The coding region runs from base 1 to 3507 and encodes 1168 amino acids. Gene Ontology annotation, molecular function: protein binding. Lineage: Eukaryota; Viridiplantae; Streptophyta; Magnoliopsida; Malvales; Malvaceae. The record is from RefSeq and is a predicted model, not a curated record.